This is a messenger RNA of Argiope bruennichi, 1403 nucleotides long. RefSeq names its product inositol polyphosphate 1-phosphatase-like (gene Ipp). The coding region runs from base 217 to 1371 and encodes 384 amino acids. The record is from RefSeq and is a predicted model, not a curated record. Gene Ontology annotation, molecular function: inositol-1,4-bisphosphate 1-phosphatase activity. NCBI's taxonomy places the organism in Eukaryota, Metazoa, Arthropoda, Arachnida, Araneae, Araneidae. The transcript has 5 exons. Gene Ontology annotation, biological process: phosphatidylinositol phosphate biosynthetic process.
UCGAAACCUAUUCAUAAAUACGCUAUCUUCUGCUGCUUGUUGAUCAAACAGCAAGUAGCAGUCAUGUCUGAAUAGUUAGUGGUUCACUUUUUUGUCUUCCCAAGAGCUCUUUAAUUCCUAAGUAGACAGAUGUGAAAACUUUCCUUGGCUUCAGGCGCUUAAAGGCAGUUUCUGCUUAGAUUGAUAAGGUAUCAACUGGUGUCCUUAUGCUAUUCUAUGGCAGCAGAAUCCAUUCCUCUCAGUGAACUGCUGCAGUGCAUCGUCGAGUGUUCGCAGAAGGCGGCCAGGAUCGCCCAGAUCUUCCGGGACGAGAACGAUCUUUUCCAGCUGCUGGUAGAGGAAAAGACAGAGAUAGAGAAGAACAAGCGUUUCGUUCAAGAUUUCAAGACCCUAGCUGACGUUUUAGUUCAAGAAACUAUCAAGAGAGAUGUUGGAGUACAAUUUCCGGCAUUAAUUUCCAACAUCUUUGGAGAAGAGCAGAACAAAUUCCAGAAUUCUCUCGGAGAGUCGAUCGUGGUGGAUUUAACCGAGUCUGAAGAGGACACCGCCACUCUGCUGAACAAAGUCUUAGACGGGAGAGAUCACAUCGCCAAAUCUAUUGCUUCAGUGGUACAUUCCAGUGAGAAAACCUGUGAAAAACAGUAUUUAUCAUCCCGCCUUAUUCCUGCCAAUAACAUUGGAAUAUGGAUCGAUCCUAUAGAUUCAACGGCGGAAUACAUUCAAGCUAAAAAUGAAGAAAAGGAGUCCUUUGGCAUUCAGCAAUACGGUCUGAAAUGCGUCUGUGUGCUGAUUGGUGCAUAUGAAGUAAAUAGCGGAAAACCCAUUCUAGGAGUGGUCAACCAGCCAUUCUUCAAAAAGAAAACGGAUGGUUCUAAGUGGGAAAGUAGAUUUUAUUGGUCCAUUGACUACGGCCCAGAUCGCGCCAUAUCCACCACUUUAGAAAACGAAUCGCCCCAGCAAGAGAAAGUUGCAGUCCUUAGCAGCAGCGAGUGCAAAGAACUACAAGAUAUCAUAGCCUCCAAAUACAAUAUUGUCCACACGGCUGGAGCUGGCUACAAGUCUUUGGUCGUAGCUUGUGGCAUGGCGGACCUGUACAUACUUUCCCAGGGUACAACGUAUUUCUGGGACACUUGUGGGCCCCACGCAUUACUUUCGGCACAAGGUGGUGGAAUUGUGAGAUUCGAUGAAGUAGUUCAUGUAAUAUCUCAGGAAGAUCUGCUAGAAAAGCAGGUGAAAUAUUCGUCAGAGAGCGGAAGUGCUGGAAAUGAAUCAUUCCGAAAUGCAGGUGGUUUUAUAGCCUACAGGAAUCCCGGUGAUGUGAUAGAGCUGCUUGAUCUUCUUCGUCAGAAGGGAUAUUUGUUUAAUAAGUAAAAGAGAAAAUAAAUUUUAUUUUUAUAUAAAAA